CAUCUGAACUUGGGCUCAGACUGAGUCUGAAGUCUGAGUUUUGGUAUUCUUUGGCGUUUAGUGACGACCGUUCCAACCGGUCGUAGCGCUAGCGCCACUGUAGGAUAGGAGUCUACUCGCAGCUGAUGGGCAACUGCAAUUCUACCUUUGACGUGGAUUCGACAGGAGCGUUGAAAUUCAGCGCCAGCGGGAACGAAAUCCACGUGCUUGGCUCUGAUACCACCAGGCCCACCUCUCUGGAGGACACUCCUCCGCCCAACAGCUUCCUUGCGGCCGGUGUCGAGCUGGACGACCAGGAAGCGACACCGACCUUCGACGUGAAGGCCACUCUGGUUGCAGCGCAGCAAGCCGCCCUCAAGAUGCCUGCUGAGGCAAAAGUCUUGUCGCAGAUGGCAGGGGAGCUAUGUUCCGCCGCUUGCGAAGGUGAUUUGAAGACGUUGCAAGAGCUCAUCUCGAGUGGGCACGUGGUCAAUGCAGGCGACUAUGAUCGCCGCACAGCCAUCCACAUUGCAGCAGCGGAGGGCAAUGAGGAGGUGGUCGCUUUCUUGUUGUCCAAGCGAGCUGAUUCACAAGCAAAAGAUCGCUGGGGACAUACAGCCCUGGACGAAGCAACACGUGGAGGUCAUACAAAGGUUGUGCACCUCAUUCAAAAAGAGAUCCCCACGAAGAUCAGAAGUGCUGGAUUUUCCAGAGAGACGUCGGAUAUGGAGCAAGCGGCCAUGCUUUGCUCGGGAGCGGCGACUGGCAACCUUUCCCAGAUCCAGACUUUGCUGGAUGCCCGAGCCAGCCCUUCCUCGGCAGAUUAUGAUGGUCGAACUGCGCUCCACGUAGCCUGCAGUCACAAAAAUGCAGAGGUGGUGAAGUUGCUGUUGGCUGCUAAGGCCUCCUACAAUGCUCAUGACGCUUUUGGGCGAACUCCUGUUGAUGAGGCCCUCCACCACCAUGAUCCCUCAGUUUUGAAGGAACUCUUUCAAGCGGGAGCCAAUGUCUUGGAUAAUGAUGGCACCGCAAGUCAUGACGUGCAGGUCUUGAAAACCAUGGCAGCCACCGAGCACUGGCUUAUCCCCUCAGGGGAGGUAAAGUUCGACAAAUGUUUGUCGACAACGAUCAAGAGUGCAGUCUACGUUGCUACAUGGCGAGGGCUCAAGGUGGUGGCCAAAACGGUGAAAGAUGUGAAGAACUCCAGACUAAGUCUGCAGAAUAUGCAGAACAAGGUCGACGAUUCUACGGCCGCAGUCGCACGGCACGAGCUCAUGCACGAGAUGAGGACCCUGUCGACGCUGCGGCAUCCCGAUCUGGUUCUGUUUCUGGGGGCGAGUCUGGAUGGAGAUACCUCCUUCUUUCUCACAGAGUAUAUGGAGGGUGGAGAUGUGGAGAAUUACAUGAGGAACCAGCGGAAGAAGACUGGAAAGGAUGAUUUUAAGCCUCCUUUCAAUGUGGGUUUGCAGUGGUGCAUCUCCAUGGCGCGAGCAUUGUCCUUUCUUCAUGGCUGUUCAAGACCGAUCAUCCACCGGGAUUUCAAGCCUUUAAACCUGCUGCUGACCAAAGAUUUGAACUUGAAGGUCACAGACUUCGGGCUCAGCAAGAUCAUGCGGCCCAGAUUGUUGGAUCCCAAUUUGAAGGAUUUGACACCAGCGCCAAACAUGUCCGGCGGUGUUGGAACGUACCGAUACAUGGCUCCUGAAGUUGUCCGGUACGAGCAAUAUACCGACAAGAUUGACGUCUAUGCCAUGGCGCUGAUCAUGUACUACAUCCUAACAGGCAGAGUGCCCUUCUACGACCAAUUUGGCGCGGAGCCAGAAAGGAUCCUCCAGGCUUACAUUCGCAAAGAAGAGCCACGACCGACUUUAAACUCGUCCAUGGCCACCGCAGAGCUGCGGCAGCUGAUGUCUGACGCGUGGGCGAUUCAGGCAACAGACAGGCCUUCAGCGCAAGAGUGUGUGGAGCGAUUGUCCAUGAUCCCAACGCCCAGACAUAAGUUGUUUGGCAUCUUCUGAGAGCGCAAACGCCACGGAGGCAACCUGAUCGUGUGAACACA
Messenger RNA from Cladocopium goreaui, 2038 nucleotides. The record is from the annotation of a GenBank genome assembly. Lineage: Eukaryota; Dinophyceae; Suessiales; Symbiodiniaceae.